Molecule: messenger RNA, 1298 nt
Organism: Aspergillus campestris IBT 28561
Lineage: Eukaryota; Fungi; Ascomycota; Eurotiomycetes; Eurotiales; Aspergillaceae
Exons: 5
Coding region: 1-1077 (358 amino acids)
Biological process (GO): protein N-linked glycosylation; cellular response to oxidative stress
Cellular component (GO): endoplasmic reticulum membrane
Source: RefSeq, a predicted model, not a curated record
AUGCAAAUAAUUCUCAUGAUCGGAUCGAGAUCCGCGGGCGGGUCACGUGAGGGACGGCCGGCUGCGUGCCUAAGAGAAAGGCUGGCUCCUUCUCGUGAUGCUGCAGUUCCUCUACCCUUCUCCCUGCACUCCCGGUCGUCUGAACCUGACCUGAUCCCUUCCCGUCCGGCCGUCAACUCCCGGACCAAUCCACUGUCACCUGUCCCCGCGCGAUUCUGGAACCCUUCGCUGGAUUUCCAGGAUAAAGUUAGAGACGUGGCUUCCCCCGCCUACACGACUUCCACCGCGGCCCCGCCAUUCCCCGCCCCCUCGACGUCCCACCUUCCCGGCCAUAACGAUGCCGAGCACGCGACCACAACCUCCACCCUGCACCCGCGGGUCGCAGUCAUCUUGGGGGUGGAUCGGAAGUGGUACCUGCCCCUGAUAAUCUGUCGCGCAUUGAGUACGGUGCCGGCGGCGUGGUGGGGGCUGCGGUGCGCCUUCACCUUCCUGGCCGAACUGCUGCAGAUCCGGCCAGGCAUGGGACGCGAGGGAUGGACGGCGGCGAUAGUGGGGAGCGCUGGACAAGAAUGGGAUGUGGAGAGGCGGUUUCGUGUGACGGAGGUGGCAUUAGCGAUUAUGUGGUGCUGUGCAUCCGCCUAUCUUUCUUAUUUUUUCGCCGAUUGUAUGAUGUCUCGAUGGCUUUUGAAUUAUACCCCGCCCGCCGUUGUUAUUCGUCUUCUCACUACCAAUGGAUUGAUCGCCUACAUUUCGUCUUGGGUGUUGUAUCUGUCUGGCGCUUCGUCUGAUCCGCGUCUUCUCCUUCCGGCCUGGAUUUCCAUUACAACGACUCUCACGUUCGUCUAUCACGCAACGCAAAACCACGCGACGAUCAAACGCGAAACCACAGCAUCCUUGCUGGUGUUCUCGGUGGCCAGUUUUGUCAGCACGUCCUUACUGCUACUUCAACUCCACCUGACGCGCGAGAACGAGCCGGAAGUUCCGGUGUUUGUGAUUACGCGGAAGCUGUGGAGCUGGGCGUUGGCCAUCUUCUUGCGGAUGCGCGUGGCAGACGAGCGAGCCAUGGGAGAAUUGUAGUGUUUUUCUGAUUUGUAUCGAUUAUUGUGUCUCCCAUACCCUGGCCCUUUCCUAUUUCCCUGAUUUCGUCCUUCCUUUAUUUCCUUCUUGUACUGCUGUUAUUACAAUCCUUACUGUUUCGCGUGGGAUACACUUGUUGAGCAAGAUGGUCCUAACUAAGUCUGUAUAUAUCACCAUCAAGCGUUGAUUUCACUACACUCUACUGCAAUGGGCUCUCUACC